CACUCCAAGCUUAUACAGAGAAAGGGAGAGAGCUGCUUUCUACACGCGGCCGAUGAGCGAUUACCCGGCGCGAAUUCCUGCAAAGAAGCCGCUGUGAUUUUCUCCGUAUCGUGAGAGCUCUUCUACUCGUCUGCAAGUUCUCCCCUUCUCUAAGCUCUCCCUUCCAAAAAUCCCAAGAACUUUUCAGGAAAUUACUCAUCUACCCUCGUAGAAAAACCCUCUCUAUCUCUCUGAAAAAACCCAAGCUAUUUCAGAAAUUUACUAAUCUUGGUCACCCUGUUGAAAAACCCCAUCUCUUUCUCUCUCUCAAGGUCAGAUCUCCAAAAAACUCUCGAAUUUUCAAGAAAUCUACUGAUCUGGGUCUUGUGGAAGAAGGGAAUUUCUCUCUACCGAUCUGAAAUUCCCCCAAAACCAUCUCCAAAAAAAAAAAAAACCCAGAAGUUUUCAGUAAUUUUCAUCUCCUUCGAUUGAAAAUCCUGAAAUUCUCGAAGAAGAUGGGAUCAGAGCUGAUCUUCAGAGGCCAUGAAUCGCAACCGCCCACUGACGCCUACUCCCCAAAGCCCCGGAAGCCCUGGGCCUCCGUCUCCCGCCCGAUCAACUACAUACUCCGCGAUCAGCGCCUUCUCUUCGUCCUCAUCGGCAUCGCCCUCGCCUCCCUCGUCUUCGCCUUCGUCCCUUCCUCCCCAGCGCACGUUAGCAUGGCCACGUCCCGCUUCACCGACCUAGAUCCGAUUCCCACCCUCAAUGCCCGAUCGGCCCACCGGGCCCCAUACGAGAGCUCGGCAUUGGUGACAGCAAUGCGGAAUUCGGUGAAUUCAGGCGGGAAGGUGCCGUUGGGGCUGAAACGGAAGGGCCUGCGGAUCGUCGUGACAGGUGGGGCCGGCUUCGUUGGGAGCCACCUCGUGGACCGUCUGAUCGGGCGGGGUGAUAGCGUGAUUGUCGUCGAUAAUUUCUUCACAGGGAGGAAGGAGAACGUGAUGCACCAUUUCUCAAACCCCCGGUUCGAGCUCAUCCGGCACGACGUCGUGGAGCCGCUGCUGCUGGAGGUGGAUCAGAUCUACCAUCUGGCGUGUCCCGCCUCGCCGGUGCACUACAAGUUCAAUCCAGUCAAGACCAUCAAGACAAAUGUGGUGGGGACGCUGAACAUGCUGGGGCUGGCGAAGAGGUUAGGGGCGAGGUUCUUGCUCACGAGCACCAGCGAGGUGUACGGUGAUCCGCUGCAGCACCCGCAGGUGGAGACGUACUGGGGCAACGUCAAUCCCAUCGGGGUUCGCAGCUGCUAUGAUGAAGGGAAGCGCACAGCAGAAACUUUGACCAUGGAUUACCACAGGGGUGCCAAUGUUGAGGUGAGGAUUGCUCGGAUCUUUAACACUUAUGGCCCUCGUAUGUGCAUCGAUGAUGGUCGUGUCGUCAGCAAUUUUGUUGCCCAGGCAUUGCGAAAGGAACCUUUGACAGUUUACGGUGAUGGGAAGCAAACCCGGAGUUUCCAAUAUGUUUCUGACCUGGUGGAGGGUCUGAUACGGCUGAUGGAAGGUGAACAUGUGGGGCCCUUCAAUCUCGGAAACCCAGGGGAAUUUACCAUGCUCGAGCUUGCUCAGGUGGUCCAGGAGACAAUAGACCCGAACGCCCGGAUAGAGUUCCGGCCAAACACGGAGGAUGACCCGCACAAGAGGAAGCCUGACAUCACGAAGGCGAAGGAGCAACUUGGGUGGGAGCCCACCGUGCCCCUACGGAAGGGGCUUCCACUCAUGGUAUCCGACUUCCGGACCCGCAUCUUCGGCGACCACAAGGAUGGCGUGGUCUCAGCCUAGGUGAGAAUAGAGAGAGGAAUUGCUGUUUUCAAGCACCCACCUACAAGAGCAUUUUUACUUUGCCCUCUCUCCUGCAUUCUCCUUUGCGAUUUGGGCAAUGCUUGUUUCUUUCCUUGUUCCUCUACCUACCUUUGUUUGGUGUUGUUCUUCUUGUUUAUUUUUUUUUUUUGCCCUUUUAGCUUGAUAUUGAUAUAUUCAUCAUAGAGACAACAAGGUAGCUAGCGUUGAUACCAGCAGCAUGUCUUUUUACCAUUCAUUACAAUAUCAUUUUCUGACCUUUCCAGAAAGCGUUUUGGGGAAGUUGGGUUUUCUUAUAAAAGGCCUUUUGAUUGC
Molecule: messenger RNA, 2144 nt
Organism: Magnolia sinica
Lineage: Eukaryota; Viridiplantae; Streptophyta; Magnoliopsida; Magnoliales; Magnoliaceae
Product: UDP-glucuronic acid decarboxylase 2-like
Exons: 7
Coding region: 495-1811 (438 amino acids)
Biological process (GO): D-xylose metabolic process
Cellular component (GO): cytoplasm
Molecular function (GO): NAD+ binding; UDP-glucuronate decarboxylase activity
Source: RefSeq, a predicted model, not a curated record